CACAGCUCCUUCCAUCAUUACUCACACUAUUCCCUUCUCUGCCAAAAAUAUCUGCUCUUUAAUCCUCCUUCCCUUUUCCCAAUUUUGCUUUUGAUAUGGCAGCUGAAGAAGCCCAGAAGGUAGAGGUUGAACCCGAGUGCCCGCCGGAGCCACCACCUGCCGCCGCUGAGGUGGAGGAGAAAGCUAUUGUUCCACUUGAACCACCUCCUGUUCCUCAAGAAAAUCCCGUUGAUGAUUCCAAAGCCCUCGUUCCAGUUGAAAAGCCAACAGAGCCUUCCAAGGAUAAACCUGCAGAGGGUUCUGUCAACAGAGAUGCUGUUCUUGCCAGAGUUUCAACAGAGAAGAAAGAUGCACUAAUCAAAGCUUGGGAAGAAAGUGAGAAGUCCAAAGCAGAGAACAAAGCUCAACAGAAGCUAUCUGCCAUUGGAGCUUGGGAGAACAGCAAGAAAGCAGAUCUAGAAGCUGAUCUCAAGAAGAUUGAGGAGAAUUUGGAGAAGAAGAAGGCCAAGUAUAUUGAAAAGCAGAAGAACAAAAUCGCUCUCCUACACAAACAAGCAGAAGAGAAGAGAGCAAUGACGGAAGCGAAACGUGGAGAAGAUCUUCUCAAAGCAGAAGAAGUGGCGGCCAAGUGCCGAGCUACUGGAACCACCCCCAAAAUAGGAUGGUUUAGCUAGAUGUUUCCAUAAACUCUAGUAUGUGCCAUUUGUAAAGUUUCUUAUAGUAUCUUGCUAUAUCUUAGAUGUUUGCUUAUUUAUGUUGCGAAUGAUUGGUUGAAUGUUUCAUUAUUUGGUGUGCAUAGUAAUGCAAAUUAUGUGUAUAUAAACCAUUUGUAAGAAACAAAUUUGAAUGUGAUAUUUAUGUUCCAUGAAGUUUCA
Molecule: messenger RNA, 875 nt
Organism: Cynara cardunculus var. scolymus (artichoke)
Lineage: Eukaryota; Viridiplantae; Streptophyta; Magnoliopsida; Asterales; Asteraceae
Product: remorin-like
Exons: 5
Coding region: 96-674 (192 amino acids)
Source: RefSeq, a predicted model, not a curated record